UUUGAUCGUUGAAUGGAUUCACUGAAGAAGAAGAGGAAGAGUAUUAUAUAAAAAGGGAGCAGCCUCUUCCUCUUCGCGAAUCCUCAACUGUCUCUCCGUGUUAAACUCGCGUUGAAGAAGAGCCUCCCCCUCCCCCACCCUCCCUCUCUCCUCUUCCUCCUCGUCCCCGCAGAAUCAAAAUCCACAGCAAGCAUUGAUUCCCACACCCCCCCACUUCUCUCUCUCUCUCUCUCUCUCUCUCUCUCUCUCUGCCUCUGGCUCCAUUAAAGGACCCUCCUUUGAGCUCUCCCUCCCUCUCUCACCCCGAAAGUCGCCCUUUUUCUCCUGCCCUUUUGCGCUUCCCAUCGAGCGGUAGAUUCUGUCUUCUGGUCAGAUCCCGUCUAUUGUUCCCGCCCCUAAUCAAGACCAACCUUUGAAGGGGUUGGUCUCCGCUGGGGAUCUGAUUGACUGCUGGCGAAUUUAGGGGGAGAGGGCAUUCUAUGAUAAUGAAGAAUGUUGACUUUCGUAUCGGUUUCGUCGUGAAGUACUAUGUGACUUGCUAGUAACAGGCCAAGAAGAAGGACAUCUUUGACACCGAAAUAACAAAACAACAUGACCCUUUACAUUGGUCGCGAAACUUCCAAGCUUUGGAAGAGAAUCUGCGCAGAGACAACCGCAGAGAUCAGCCUCCUCGCCGAGAAUUGGAGAUACAUCCUUGCUGGUCUAAUCUUUCAGUACAUACAUGGUCUUGCCGCUCGAGGAGUCCAUUAUUUACAUAGGCCAGGGCCUACGCUUCAGGAUGUUGGGUUCUAUUUACUUCCGGAACUUGGACAGGACAAAGCUUACAUCAGCGAAACUGUCUUCACCUUUGUCUUCUUAUCUUUUGUCCUGUGGACCUUCCAUCCUUUCAUCUUCAAGACCAAGAAGAUCUACACAGUUCUUGUGUGGUGCAGGGUUUUAGCUUUCCUAGUGGGUUCCCAAUUUCUUCGAAUCAUUACAUUUUAUUCUACACAGCUUCCCGGUCCAAAUUAUCAUUGCCGCGAGGGCUCAAAGCUAGCUCGGCUUCCUCAUCCGCAGAGCGUUUUUGAAGUCCUCCUCAUUAACUUUCCUCGGGGAGCUAUAUAUGGCUGCGGCGAUCUGAUAUUUUCGUCACACAUGAUCUUCACCUUAGUCUUUGUCCUCACAUAUCAGAAAUAUGGCACGAAAAGGUUUGUGAAGCAGGUCGCAUGGCUUAUUGCUGUAAUUCAGAGUUUUCUGAUCGUAGCUUCUCGGAAACACUACACUGUUGAUGUUGUGGUCGCAUGGUACACCGUGAACUUGGUGGUGUUCUUCAUCGACAAGAAAUUGCCUGAACUCCCUGAUCGUACGAGCGGAUUAUCUCCACUGUUGCUGCCCAUGAGUGUCAAGGACAAGGAUGGGAGGAACAAGGAAGAGAAUCACAAGCUCUUGAACGGGAAUUCGGUGGACUCUUCUGAUUGGAGACUGAGGACUCCCGUCAAUGGAAAGAUCUUGGAAGACGGGAACAACCCACAUGAUAACGCGAUGAACGGUGCUUAGAUGGAAACUACGCUGCCAUGAUUCAACGAGGGGAAGCUGCUACUGCUGCUGCUGCUGGUUUGAAAUUUUUACAGCCUAACGGGUUCGAGUGGGGGUCGGACAACUGUGACUUGUAAUUUACGCUGGUUGGUUGAUAAAUGCAAAAUUGUAGGGCUAAGUUUCGCUUCAAUCUCGGGCCAAAACCGUCCAUCACCAUCAUCACUGAUGGAGUUCCGACAGUCUUCCUUCUGCCCAUGUUUCGGUACAGGGGGAAUGGAACAGAGUCUCGGCGCCAAGCCCGGGUAGGGUAGCUUCCGGUCCAAAUCAUGGAACGGGGCAAACAGUGAAUUUGGAAGCAUUUGCUACCUGCUUGCAAUUGAAUAUAUAUAUAUAUAAUGCAAAUGGCCGAGAUAAUGAGUCAUAAAAAAAGCGAAGAAAGAAACUGCAGAGCACGAGGGAGCAUGUGCCUCGUUAGUCCUCCAUUGAACUGUCAUGUGCUCUGUUCCUGUUUCUUUUAUUAUGGAUGAGCGAAAGUUUCGUGCUC
Molecule: messenger RNA, 2059 nt
Organism: Punica granatum (pomegranate)
Lineage: Eukaryota; Viridiplantae; Streptophyta; Magnoliopsida; Myrtales; Lythraceae
Source: RefSeq, a predicted model, not a curated record